CCAUAGAAAACCAACCCUCCCGCGUUGAAGAUUCAGAACCCUCGCAGUCUUCGAGGUCUCUCAAACCCUCGAUUGAUCGCCAUUGCUCUCCUUCUCCGCUUCUCGAUCCCUAGAUGUCGAUGGUCGUCUUGAUGAAAUCCGGCAAAGCCCGGCCGCUUUGGAGUUUCCCCGCCGUGCUCAUCGCCUGCGCCGUCCUUUCUUUCAUAUCCGGCUUCUUCUUCGCCUCCACGCUUAUCGUCCCGGACUCGUCCGCCGGCGACCCGCAUCGGUUGAGGUUAACGGAGAUGAAGCUAGAUCGGAUGCCGGCGUUGCCUCAUGGCGUCACUGGUGAACCUCGCUCCUCCGUGAUCCCUUUUCAGAUUUUGAGCUGGAAGCCUCGGGCAUUUUACUUUCCUAAUUUUGCCACCGCAGAACAAUGUGAAGCUAUAAUACAAAUUGCAAAAUUAAGCCUUAAACCGUCCACAUUAGCUUUACGAAAGGGAGAAACUACUGACAGUACUCAAGGAAUAAGGACAAGCUCAGGUACAUUUAUCAGUGCAUCAGAAGAUUCAACUGGAACACUGGACCAGAUUGAACAAAAGAUUGCAAAGGUUACAGCCAUUCCAAGAGAACAAGGGGAGGCAUUCAACAUUCUCCGAUAUGAGAUUGGGCAGAGGUAUGCUUCUCACUAUGAUGCGUUCAGCCCAGCUGAAUAUGGACCACAAAAAAGCCAAAGGAUAGCUUCUUUCUUAUUGUACCUCUCAGAUGUCGAGGAAGGGGGAGAAACAAUGUUUCCUUUUGAGAAUGGUUUGAACAUGGACAUUGAAUAUGAUUAUGAGAAGUGCAUCGGUCUGAAGGUGAAGCCUCGCCGAGGAGAUGGUCUUUUGUUUUAUUCAUUGUUCACAAAUCUCACAAUUGAUCCAACAUCACUUCAUGGGAGCUGUCCUGUGAUCAGAGGUGAGAAAUGGGUGGCAACUAAGUGGAUCAGAGAUCAAAUUCAAUACUAAAUUGUAAGAAAUGCAGCUGGAUUUUGUUUCCUAAUUUUGUUCUUUUAAAGCAUUUUCAUUGUGAUUUAGUUUCCUUGUGUUAUCCUUUGUAUCUAUUUAGACAAACGUAGGUAAAAAAUCUGAAAAGGGUGGAUUAAUCUGAAAUAAUUUGUCUCCCCUUAAUACAUGUUUUGGCUUUUACAUAUAUGGUGUUUAAUUGUUUUUGAAAUAAGAGUUUUAAAAUUUGAAUGUA
Messenger RNA from Dioscorea cayenensis subsp. rotundata (Guinea yam), 1218 nucleotides. Its product is annotated as probable prolyl 4-hydroxylase 9. Gene Ontology annotation, molecular function: procollagen-proline 4-dioxygenase activity; L-ascorbic acid binding; iron ion binding. Gene Ontology annotation, cellular component: endoplasmic reticulum. Lineage: Eukaryota; Viridiplantae; Streptophyta; Magnoliopsida; Dioscoreales; Dioscoreaceae. Gene Ontology annotation, biological process: peptidyl-proline hydroxylation to 4-hydroxy-L-proline. The record is from RefSeq and is a predicted model, not a curated record.